AUGAACUCUACUACUAAAUGGUUACUUAAAUCUAGCGUUGCACAUUUGAUUCUUACGAAUAAUUCAAAGAAUUUCAAAUUUUGGUCGGAUACGAGUAAAUUACCGUCUAUACAUUUAGACUUUUACUUUUUUAAUUGGACGAAUCCUGAUGAGUUGAAUAAACCUGAGGACAAACCGAAUCUCGUUCAAGUUGGUCCGUAUAGUUUUAUCUGUACUUGUUGCUUAUUCGUUCAAUCAUUAUUGAAAAGCAGAAAGAAGAUAAUUAAUGUAACGAAUUGUUAUAAAAAAUAUUUUUUAAUAUCUCAUUACAGAGAGAUCAGUCAAAAGGUGAAUAUCACGUUUCAUUCAAAUAAUGGCACAGUCAGCUACUUUCAACGACGAUUUUGGUACUUUGAUGAAAAACGCAGUAAUGGAACAUUAGAAGAUAAAGUCUCUUUACUUGAUAUCAUCGUAGUGUCAGACGGGAACAUAAUACGCAUGCAUCCAUACUCCCAUAAUACAACUUUUUCCUACCAUGCUAGUAAACGACGAAACAUAAAUAUAAUAGAAAAAGUUGGUGAUUUGCUCAUUGGAUACAAGGAUUUUUCAUACCUUAAACAUUUUAAUGAUCUUCUAUAUCUUUCUAAGAAAAACGGUACAGUGGAUACAGAUAAUUUUAAUGUCGCCACCGGUGAAAAGAACAUUAGUCAAUUAGGUCUUUUAAAAAAGUGGAAUUAUCAGAAUACCUCGUCAUACUUUGAAAAAAUUUGCAAUCAAAUCGAAGGAAGCAUUGGUGACUUCUGGCCUCCAAAUCUAAUCGAUUACGAAAUCAAAUUAUUUAUGCCUGAAUUAUGCAGAGCAUUGAUAUAUGAAUUUGACAAAACGGCAGAUUAUAUGGGUAUAGAGGGCUUUAAGUAUACUCUGGGUGACAGAACUUUAGAAAAUGAUAGAAAUUUGUGUUAUCUAUUGAAAGCACUAAAUGAUUUUAAAAUAAAGAAUUCCAAUAUUGUUUGCGAACCAAAGAAUAUGAUAGAACAAUGUUAUUGCAGUAAGGAAUGCAAUCCGAUUGGCUUCAUUAAUAUAGGAUCCUGUCGUUACGGUGCACAGAUGUUCGUCAGUCUUCCUCAUUUUUAUAAAGCUGAACCUAAAAUACGUAAUCAAACAGUAGGAAUGAAUCCUAACGAAGAGGAACAUAGUUUCUACAUCAUUUUGGAGCCCAAUACUGGUAUUCCUUUGGAAAUAGCAAAAAGAUUACAAAUCAAUUUACUCCUUCAAAGAUCGCCUGAUAUUUCGUUUUUCAGCAAUAUUUCGACGAUAUACUUCCCAAUUUUCUGGUACUCUAAGAAGAUAAAAUUACCCCAAGAAUUAACUUCCGAACUGCAAGUGUUAAUUUCAUUUGAUUCCUUAGUUCUUAAAUCAUUUAUCAUAAUUACAGUUAUAGCAAUACUCAUAUGCUGCUUGGCUACGUGGUAUCAUCAAUUUAAUUGUAUAAAUCAUACGAGAGUGAAUAACGUGACAAACGACAUAGGUAUGGUUUUAUUGAAUGACAACUAG
Polistes canadensis is the source of this 1533-nucleotide messenger RNA. RefSeq names its product protein croquemort-like. The transcript has 9 exons. Gene Ontology annotation, molecular function: scavenger receptor activity. The record is from RefSeq and is a predicted model, not a curated record. Gene Ontology annotation, cellular component: cytoplasm; membrane. Lineage: Eukaryota; Metazoa; Arthropoda; Insecta; Hymenoptera; Vespidae. The coding region runs from base 1 to 1533 and encodes 510 amino acids.